AGCUCAUCCCUGCAGUUCGCCUCCAUCACAAACACAUCGAGCACGAGAAGGCGCUGAAGGAUGAGCGACGAGAAGCACCACCACCACCACCUCUUUCAUCACCACAAGGAGGAAGAGCAGCCGGCCGAGGAAGUUUACUACUCGCAGCAGCCCGUCGAGGAAGCCGUCUACUCGGAGACCACCGUGAUCGCCGACGACUCCGCAUCCGACGAGUACGAGAAGUACCAGAAGGAGGAGAAGCAGCACAAGCACAAACAGCACCUCGGAGAGGCCGGCGCGAUUGCCGCCGGCGCCUUCGCUUUGUAUGAGAAGCAUGAGGCGAAGAAGGACCCGGAGCACGCGCACAGGCACAAGAUAGAGGAGGAAGUGGCGGCGGCGGUGGCGGUGGGCAGCGGGGGCUUCGCCUUCCACGAGCACCACGAGAAGAAGGAAGCCAAGGAGGACGCUGAGGAAGCGAGCGGGAAGAAGCACCACCAUCUCUUCUGAAAUCUUAAUUCUACGAGCUGGUUGGUGGCUGUUGCCUGUUGUGUGUCGUCGGAGUUGCAUACAGUGCUUUUGAUAUAUCUGCUUUCUGCUUUCUGCUUUCUGCUUUCUGCUUUCUGCUUUCUGAGAAUUUCAGUUGUGGUGGAAUAAUAAAUAAAGGUUUUUCUAUGGAUAAAUAAAUGUGGUUAAAUGGUUU
Messenger RNA from Zingiber officinale, 679 nucleotides. Its product is annotated as abscisic stress-ripening protein 5-like. The record is from RefSeq and is a predicted model, not a curated record. NCBI's taxonomy places the organism in Eukaryota, Viridiplantae, Streptophyta, Magnoliopsida, Zingiberales, Zingiberaceae. The transcript is spliced from 2 exons. The coding region runs from base 61 to 486 and encodes 141 amino acids.